UCGACAGGAAAAGAGAAAAGAGAAGAGAGAGAAAACUGAAAUCAAACAGAGCUUUCUUCUUCGGCCGAGGCCACGAUGCGGUUGGUUUUGGCAGCAAAGAGGGCACGAAAGGCGGACAGCAAAGUCGGGAUUUUUCGAUCAGAACAAGCUGGAAUCAAUGGUUAUCUUUUUUGAUUUCUUACCCUGCGGGCGUAUCAGUUUUAUAGAGUUCAAAACCCUAUCAAUUCUCACUUACUGUCAUCAACAAAAAUGGCGAUGACGGAACCCUUAGUAAUCACAGACAAGAACCAGAUGAGGCAAUGGUCGAGAUCCAUGCGAGCCCAAGGGAAGACAAUUGGACUCGUUCCCACAAUGGGUUAUCUUCACGAAGGUCAUCUUUCUCUCGUCAGAGAAGCCCAUCAGCGAACCCAUGUUAUCGUUGUCUCAAUUUAUGUAAACCCAGGUCAAUUCGCGCCAACUGAGGAUCUUUCCACUUACCCAUCUGAUUUUAGCGGCGAUAUAAAGAAACUCAAUUCUGUCCCUGGAGGGGUUCAUGUCGUGUUUCAUCCUCACAACUUGUAUGAUUACGGAGCAGGAAAAGAAGAAAGGAUAGAAAAGGAAAAAGAGAAAAAGGGAGACGGUGAUGUCUCUUGUUUGGACAAUAGUGGUUUAGGUCAUGAAACAUGGAUUAAAGUUCAUAAUUUGGAAAAGGGUAUGUGUGGAAAGAGCCGUCCAAUCUUCUUCAGAGGAGUCGCCACUGUUGUGGCCAAAUUGUUUAACAUUGUAGAACCUGACAUCGCCUUCUUCGGGAAGAAGGAUUACCAACAAUGGAGAAUCAUUCAGCGGAUGGUUAGAGAUCUUGAUUUUGGUAUAGAAGUGGUGGGUUCUGAGAUUGUAAGGGAUGCUGAUGGUCUUGCCCUGAGCUCCCGGAAUGUGUAUCUUUCACCGGAACUGAGAACGCAGGCCUUGUCAAUAAACCAAUCGUUAUAUCAAGCUAAACGAUUAGCUGAAAAUGGUGAAGCUAAUUCAAUAAAGUUGAGGGAUUCAGUUGUUCAUUCAAUAGAAGAAGCUGGUGGAAAGAUUGAUUAUGUAGAGGUUGUAGAUCAAGAAAAUCUUGAAGCAGUGGAAGAGACAAUAGUAAGGCCUGUGGUGUUUUGUAUUGCUGCCUGGUUUGGUAAAGUUAGGUUAAUUGAUAAUAUGGAGAUGAUUAGUGUCUAAGGUAAUAAUAUAAUGAAUUUUAUAACUAUUUUCAAAUAAGGUAUGUUUGAUAUUA
Molecule: messenger RNA, 1252 nt
Organism: Impatiens glandulifera
Lineage: Eukaryota; Viridiplantae; Streptophyta; Magnoliopsida; Ericales; Balsaminaceae
Product: pantoate--beta-alanine ligase
Exons: 5
Coding region: 250-1197 (315 amino acids)
Biological process (GO): pantothenate biosynthetic process
Molecular function (GO): pantoate-beta-alanine ligase activity
Source: RefSeq, a predicted model, not a curated record